AUGAGAUUCGAGGAAUCUAUGUGACAUUGUCGGAACUACUGGAAACGCAGUCUUAUUGGCGAUAUAGCUUCUAUAAUGCGGUUUAUACGGACCAAGGGAUGGCGAAAACAACUGCUAAAGUAUUCCCUUGCUGGUCGUGCUUGUCGUCUACUGAAUUGCCUACCCAUCGAGACUUUAUGCCAAAACGAUUCUACCAAACUCAAAAAGCUUUUGCUCAAAAAUGACCUUCUGCGAAUGUUGAAUUUGGAGGAUAUUUCGUGAAUG
Messenger RNA from Cylicocyclus nassatus, 264 nucleotides. Lineage: Eukaryota; Metazoa; Nematoda; Chromadorea; Rhabditida; Strongylidae. The record is from the annotation of a GenBank genome assembly.